CUCGGAUGGCCGUUUGGCGAUCAGGUGGAGGUGGAGGAUGAAGAUGCUUUUUCACCAGCUGGUCACUGCGCAACCAAUAGGCGUCAUUGCCGCGUGCCGCGGCUCCACCGGGACAGAGCGACAUCUAGGAAUCCCCAUGCGAGAGAUUCUGCUUGUAUAUAUCCGCAAGAGAGCGUCUACAUGGAACCACGUUAUGGGAGGCUCUCUGUAGUUCUCGCGGAAAUAUUAAUGCCUGCCUGGAGCGCGCCCAUGUUGAAAAACAAUUUGGCACCAAUUCGUCCUAGUACCAUUGGCAUUUCAACAUGGGCACAGACCACCAAUGGGGUGGCCAGGCAGACGCAGCCCCCGACUGCACGAGCCCGCAGAAGAGAGUCACCACGAGCUGCGCGAGAGGGAGAAGGAGCAGAGAACAGGGAGGAAGAGGAGGAAGAGGAGGAGACGGCGGCGGCCGACCUGCACAUGCCCAGGUCGACUGCGCAUCAGAAGCGCUGGACGCGGGGCGCGUGUGGGCAUUAUGCCAACAUCGGUGCCAAGAUGGGCGGUCCCCACCACAACGAUCGAUUAAGGACUCCUCGAUCGAGGCACAGGGUCGAGAAACUUGUGCUCGACGGGGACGCGGAGGCAGACCCCAGCAGAGAGGACGACGAAAGAAUGAUGGGCGACAAGAGAGAGAGAGAGAGAGGGGGUGGGGGAAGGCCACGGAGGAGGGGAAGGAGGCCUCCCCUCCGCUCGCCCAAGGGCCAAAAGGGCGCUAUGUACACGCCGUGCGGACGGCCCCUGCCGUGGGCACUCGCACGACGGAGCAGCUCGCCGGGGCUUCGCCCAGCUUCGCCCAGCGGCACGGGCGAAAACGCCCGAUCCUCGCGGGCGGCCGUCCCGAACCCAGACAUCCGAAUGACUAUGAUUGUUUUCCCGCGCAAGCUAUUUUGGGAGAAGAAGGCGGAAAACAGAGGGGGGAGACGAACGGACACACCAAAUGAAAUCUAGGCAAACGGAUGCUGGGCACAACCGCCGGAGCACCAUCAACAACAUCCAGAAAUAUGAUGUGACCACUGGCGGCCGUGCACUGGACUGGACCACUCCGGGCGAGACCAGGCCACUCCGAGCGAGAUCAGGUGUCCUUGGCGCCGUUGGAGAAUGGGAAUGCCGGGACCUCCUCUGGGAGAACAGCAAAAAAUACACAUGCGUUGUGAGCGGAAUGAAUUCCCAUGGUACGCCGCCCCGUUGGGAACCCAUCAGCGCAUCACUGUCGAGAAGCACCCGCUUUCGGACGAAAGCGGCGGUGUAGACAUGCCGAUGGGUUCCCAAAGGCAGCGCGUCAUUGAUGCUCGUCUCCUCCCCAGAUGCCGCAACCCUCCGAUCCUCUCCGUGCGCGCGUUCUGAUCAAAACUUCCGAAACGAAUCCCGCCGCGGCGACGAGGGCUCUCGGGGAAGCCAGCCGACGUCGUGGGUUGCCAAGGUCACUGGUCCUGCCCAAGUCGGCGGCAGCCUCCCUUCGGAUCCUCAGCCGCUCUAUCACGCAGAAUUUGAACCUAGCCCCGCAUACCCGAAGUCAGACAUUCCUGCACGUUGACCACGCCGCCAUUUACUGGGCACCGCUGAAGGUUGCCCUCCAGCCUCGCUCCCUCGCAUGAGGGGCGCUGGGAUGUGGGGUAGCCCCUCUUGUUACCGAAUGUGCCAAGGGUUGCCUUCCUGCGUGAGCCCUCUCACGGGCCCAUGCCGGAUGGUGCUCACCCCUUUGCCCGCAGCGUGGUAUAAAACUACGACUUGUCCGUACCCCGCUGGCUGCGUUCGGACUGCCUGUCGCGUAUUCUCAUCGAAAAUUGUGUCGGAAAUGAUGGAUCCAAUGUUAGCUUUCAAUGUACCUGAGGUAUCC
Prorocentrum cordatum is the source of this 1876-nucleotide messenger RNA. NCBI's taxonomy places the organism in Eukaryota, Dinophyceae, Prorocentrales, Prorocentraceae. The record is from the annotation of a GenBank genome assembly.